UUCCCUUUUUUUUUUUUUUUUAAAGAAACAAAAAAGCCUUUUUAAGCUUUACAUAUUACCAUUAGUCCAUUACUCCUUUGAUAAAUCUGGAGAUAAUCAAGAAAAGAAUCAGAAACAUUUUGUGGUAGUUGAGCGAAAGAGAUAGUGAAGAAGAUGGAGACCAAACCGACAGAGAUUGGCAGUUCAAAGAUGUUUGGAGGAUACAACAAAAGAUACAAGCAUUUCAGUCCAACCCUUGGCUGUUCCAUGACUUUCCAUAUCUACUUCCCUCCUUCUCCUUCUCCUUCCCACAAAUUCCCUGUACUUUACUGGCUUUCUGGGCUUACUUGCACUGAUGAGAAUUUCAUAAUAAAGUCAGGAGCACAGCGUGCUGCUUCAGCUGAGGCUGUUGCUCUAAUUGCCCCUGAUACAUCUCCAAGGGGCCUGAAUGUGGAAGGAGAGGCAGACAGCUGGGAUUUUGGUGUAGGUGCUGGAUUUUAUCUUAAUGCUACACACGAGAAGUGGAAGAACUGGCGUAUGUACGAUUAUGUUGUGACAGAACUGCCAAAACUUCUGAGUGAAAAUUUCCCUCAACUUGACACAUCAAAAGCAUCUAUUUCUGGUCAUUCUAUGGGUGGGCAUGGUGCUCUGACAAUCUAUCUGAAAAAUCUUGACAAGUAUAAGUCAGUAUCUGCCUUUGCACCCAUUGCCAAUCCUAUAAACUGCCCCUGGGGUCAGAAGGCAUUCACAAAUUAUCUUGGUGAUGACAAAGCUGCUUGGGAGGAAUAUGAUGCUACUUACCUGAUCUCAAAGUUUCAUGAUGUAUCUGCUACCAUUUUAAUUGAUCAGGGGGAAGAUGACAAAUUCUUGCAUGAUCAACUGCUAGCACACAAGUUUGAGGAGGCAUGUAGGAGUGCUAACGUUCCCGUGUUAUUGCGAUUGCAGCCUGGUUACGAUCACUCCUACUUCUUCGUUUCCACCUUCAUUGAUGAUCACAUCCGCCACCAUGCUCAGGCUCUUGAGCUCUAAUUUCAGGAGGUUUUGUGCACUUGGAAAAAUAUAGUGUGACCUUAAACAAGUGUGGGAGUUUUCCUUAAUAAUGCUGCUGUUUCUUUUUUAUUAUUCACUGCUUUUGACUUUACUUUGGAGUGUUGAGUAAUCAUAAUCAAAUGAUUAUGCUAAAUAAUCCUAAAAUAAUGCAAAAUUUAAGGAUAAAAGAUUUUAUGUUUCUUGUUGGAAUUUCCUGGAUCAUUAUAUGUUUUUUAAAAUUUUAUAUACAUUUUCCUAUACCUUCGUGACAGAGACAGUGAAACUCCUUGACCAUCAAC
Messenger RNA from Durio zibethinus, 1307 nucleotides. RefSeq names its product S-formylglutathione hydrolase (gene SFGH). Gene Ontology annotation, cellular component: cytosol. Gene Ontology annotation, biological process: formaldehyde catabolic process. NCBI's taxonomy places the organism in Eukaryota, Viridiplantae, Streptophyta, Magnoliopsida, Malvales, Malvaceae. Gene Ontology annotation, molecular function: S-formylglutathione hydrolase activity. The record is from RefSeq and is a predicted model, not a curated record.